Molecule: messenger RNA, 2558 nt
Organism: Etheostoma cragini (Arkansas darter)
Lineage: Eukaryota; Metazoa; Chordata; Actinopteri; Perciformes; Percidae
Gene: slc67a2
Product: major facilitator superfamily domain containing 9
Exons: 6
Coding region: 231-1655 (474 amino acids)
Biological process (GO): transmembrane transport
Molecular function (GO): transmembrane transporter activity
Source: RefSeq, a predicted model, not a curated record
UAAACCACGACUCGAACAGUCAGCUCCAUCGCAGGACGCGGGCUAAACUAUCUAUUUAAACCCCGCCGCUUUUUACACCUGACACAUUUGUGCUGACGAUUAAAAUCGAGCGGUUUCUCAUUACGCUCUUCAUGUGAGAGACCCGCCGGGGAUUGAGACGUGCCCUUUGUGUUUUACAGUCGAGCGGAUGAGCGCUUCCGCUUUGGCUGUAGCCGUGCUGUCACAGCGGGAUGAUGAACAUCCAGAAAUGUAGCCCUUUAUUUCAGAAACCAAGAAGGCGGACGAGGAUUAUACAAUGUAUCUAUGUGGUGGGCUUCAUGGACUUGUUUGGGGUGAGCAUGAUCAUCCCGCUGCUGAGUCAUCAUGUGAAAGCUCUUGGCGCAAGUCCCACUGUGGCUGGUAUUGUAGGAUCUACGUAUGGGAUCUUACAGCUCUUCUCAAGCACACUAGUUGGCAGCUGGAGUGAUGUGGUGGGAAGGCGCUACUCUCUGCUGACCUGCCUGCUGCUGAGCACUCUCGGCUACGGCCUGCUCGGAAUGUCCACCAGCAUUGCUUUGUUUGUCUUUGCACGGAUUCCUGUGGGGCUCUUCAAGCACUCCCUGUCCAUCUGCAGAGCCCUGCUGUCUGACCUGGUGUCUGAGUCAGAGCGCCCUCUGGUAAUGGGACACUUUAAUGCAGCGUCCAGUGUUGGCUUCAUCCUGGGCCCUGUGGUGGGGGGCUACCUCACGGAGCAUGAAGGUGGUUUUUAUACCUCCUCCUUUACCUGUGCAGUCAUCUUCCUUACCAAUGCAGGGCUUGUAUGGAUGCUACCAUGGAGUGAGACGCUAAUUCACCGUAAUGACACCAACUCAAGCAGUGACACAAGUAAAGGUUGUAAUGAGAACAACUACCAUAAGCCGGUUUGCAAUGGCUCUAAUGAAAGUACUCACCCCCCAGUGUUGGCAGCAGACACUGACCCAGGAUCCAUAGCUCCAGGGAAGCACGUAGGUGGUCUCAGGUGGAGGGAGGUGUCUCUGCUCCAGCCUGCCUGGAGACAGCUGUCUUCAGUGGGCUCCAAGAUCCACAUGGUGGCCUCCUCUGACAUGUGGGACCUUUUCCUAGUGCGUCUUCUGAUGGCUAUAGCUAUCAUGCUUUACUAUAGUAACUUCUCCCUGGCGAUGGAGGAGCGUUUCUCACUUAAACCAAAGGUGACGGGUUAUCUGAUCAGUUACAGCAGCACCUUAGGGGCCCUGGCUGGGUUCCUGGUGGGGCCCGUCACCCAGCUGUAUGGGAACAACAUGCCUGCUCUUCUGCUUCACUCCACAGUUCUUACCGGUUUGCUCAUUUUCCUGUACGCUGCAGCUCCCAGUGUGUCACAGGUACUGCUUACCUCCACCUUCUUUGCCAUUUCCACCACUAUUGGACGGACAUGUAUCACAGACCUGGAGCUGCAGAGAGGAGGGGUCCAGGCCAGUGGGACUCUGAUUGGAGCCGGGCAGUCAGUUACAGCCGUUGGACGAGUCCUGGCCCCUCUGCUCUCUGGUCUUGCCCAGGAGUUCAGCCCUUGUGGUCCCCCCUACUUGGGAGUUGUCUUAGCUUUUGCGGCUGUAUGUUUACUACUCAUCAGGAUCCCCAAAUGGGACGGGAGGGGGAAAACAAAAAGCCAAACUGAGUAAUUGAUAUAAUUUACAAAUCAAUGCUAAUCUUCCACACAACAAAGUGCUCUUAUUUGUAGAAGGCCAACUAUGAAGAUUAACAGCAGACUCAUAGUGGGAACAAAAUGUCUGCCCAGUGCCAAUCUGUAGAUGUGAGGACAGGGUCAAAAUGGCUCAUCACCACCAGCACUGCAGCCAUACUGUGAGGAAGAGCAGUCUCAAAACUAAUGCCCUCAUUGAUGUGAAUUCGGGGCUGACAAUAUAAUCUGCUUCCCCGUGCUGAAGUUUGAUCAGACAAAAACAUAAGGGUCUUGUGAUGGCACAUAUUGUACUACUUGCAAACAAUGCACACUGUGAUGAAAUCUUCUAACCACUAUAUUGUCCAAAGUCCCUGCAGUUACUGAUACACUACAAGUUAAAAUAAUUUCUAAUGCUUCACCAAAAUACAAGACAAAGAUGACCCUCCUUUUGCAUUCCAAGCAGUAAUGUUUCACACAUUCAUAAAUGAGCUGACCCGGUAGUUGCUUUGGGGAAAUCAGGCUGCCUGACCACCCCAAGGUAGAUUACACUGUUGUAGUUUACAAAUAGCCUAGACAUAAUUAGUUUAACACAUAGUACCUCAAUCCCAGUUGUUUUUUCAACUGCAUCCAAAAUGGUGAGGAAAUGUUUUUGUUUCUGACUCUUGAAUUUUAUAGUUAGAGAGAUGCGUUCAUUUAUUUAAGAAUAUGUUUAAAUGGAGAUUUUAAGAAAUUAAGUUUUUGGAUUUGUUUAGUUUCUGACCACUACUUGUAAAAGAACUUAACAAAUACCCCUUUGAGGUUGAGGAACAUUUUAUUCAUUUACGCAAAGAUGUCAGUGACCCAUGAAGUGAUUGGCAGAUUCAUGCCAAAAGUCACCUUGCAGGAAUAAACAAGGUUUUGUAUG